Messenger RNA from Akanthomyces muscarius, 2415 nucleotides. RefSeq lists its product as uncharacterized. Gene Ontology annotation, biological process: transmembrane transport. Gene Ontology annotation, molecular function: oligopeptide transmembrane transporter activity. The transcript has 2 exons. Bases 1 to 2415 code for a protein of 804 amino acids. NCBI's taxonomy places the organism in Eukaryota, Fungi, Ascomycota, Sordariomycetes, Hypocreales, Cordycipitaceae. The record is from RefSeq and is a predicted model, not a curated record.
AUGAAAUCGCCCUCCAUCUCCGAAGAGGCCGCGGCGGUGGCUGCCGGCGACGAUGAAUCUUCCUUGGCGUCAUCAGCAGGAAGAGCCCGCGAAGACCUGCGUCACUUUGAGCAGAACCACCAGCACGACCCCAACCUGCCGCCCGAGAAGCUCGCCGCCGUCCACGAUGCGCUCGACCGCGGCGACGUCAAGGAAAUGGCCGACACGGACGCGCUCCUCUGCGAGAACUCGCCGUACGAGGAGGUGCGCGUCGCCGUCCGCAACACCGACGGCGGCGAGGUCGCCAACACGGUCCGCGCCUGGAUCCUGGGCAUGCUGUUUGUGACGCUCGGCGCCGGCCUGAAUAUGUUUCUGAGCAUGAGAAACCCCGCGAUUGCGUUCCAGGCCAUCAUCAUCCAGCUGCUCGUCUACCCGAUCGGCUGCUUCUGGGCGCGCGUGGUGCCGAUGCGCAAGUUUAGAACCUUUGGGCUCGAGUGGACGUUCAACACGGGGCCCUUCACCAUCAAGGAGCACACCGUCAUCACGCUCAUGGCCAACGUCACCUUUGGCUACGCCUACAGCACCGACGCGCUGCUCGCGCUGCAGGGCAAGCCCUUUUACGACCGCAACCUCGGCUGGGGCUUCUCGCUGCUCUUCACCCUCAGCUCGCAGCUCAUCGGCAUCUCCUUUGCCGGCGUCUUCCGCCGCUUCCUCGUCUGGCCGGCCGCGAUGCUGUGGCCGGCGCAAUUCUCCAGCACGACGCUCUUUUAUGCGCUCCACGACCGGGGCGGCGGCGGCGGCAGCAGCAGCAGCAGCGGCGGCGGCGCCGCGAGUAAUGCGAAUGGAUGGCGCAUCAGCCGGUACAGCUGGUUCUGCCUGGCCGCCGCGGGCAUGUUUUGCUACUACUGGUUCCCGGCCGUCAUCUUUCAAGGGCUGGCCGUCUUUUCCUUUCCGACCUGGAUCAGGCCCGACAAUGUCGUCGUGAACCAGCUGUUUGGCGGCUACUCGGGCCUCUCCCUGCUGCCCAUCACGUUUGACUGGACCUACGUCACCGCCUACCUCGCCAACCCGCUGCUCGCACCGACGCACGCCCACGUCAACACGCUGGUCGGCCUGUUCUGCUUCAUGAUCCUGCCCAUCAUCGGCAUCACCUACAGCGGCGCGCUGUGGUCCAAGUACCUGCCGCUCGUCACGUCGCAAGUGUACGACAAUACGCAGAGCGCGUACCAGGUGAACAAGAUUCUCGGUCCCGGCUUCACGUUUGACGAAAAGAGCUACAAGGACUACUCGCCCUUGUUCCUAACUCCAGCGCUGGCUCUAAACUACGGCCUCUCCUUUGCGGCGCUCAUGUCUACUCUGGUGCAUACGGGCCUGUACCAUGGCAAGGAGAUUUGGCAUCGGUUCCGCUCCUCGCGUAACCAGGAGCCGGAUGUUCACCUGAAGAUGAUGAAGAAAUACGACGAAGCCCCUGACUGGUGGUACGGCGCCCUUUUCUUGGUCUCGCUCGCGUUGGGCUUGGUCACUACACUGGCAUUCGACUCGCAGCUUCCAUGGUGGGCGUACUUCGUCUCGCUCAUCCUGGCGGUCAUCUUCAUGAUCCCCAGCUCCAUGAUCCUGGCCGUGUCCAACAUUGUCAUCAGUCUCAACGUCCUUUCCGCCUUUUUGGCAGGCUUCAUGAUCCCCGGCCGACCGAUUGGUGUCAUGAUUUUCAAAGUAUUCAGCGUCAUUACUCUGGGCCAGGCGCAGACGUACUCCGGUGACCUGAAGCUCGGCCACUACAUGAAGAUUCCCCCCAAGGUGACAUUCUGGUGCCAGGUCAUCCCCACCAUCUGGGCCGUCUUCGUGCAGAUUGCCGUCAUGAACUGGACGCUCGGCAACAUUGAAAACGCCUGCGACAACAGGCAAAAGGACCACUUCACCUGCCCCAACGGCCGCGCCUUCUUCUCCUCCAGCAUCGUCUGGGGCGUCAUUGGCCCGCGGCGCAUGUUUGGCGUCGGCGGCAUGUACAGCCACUUCAACUGGUUCUGGCUCGGCGGUGCCGCUCUGCCCGUCGUCUUUUAUCUCCUCGUCCACAAAGCAGGCAUCAAGUUCUUCCGCCACUUCAACGCCCCCAUCAUGUUUGGGUCCAUGGCCUGGCUCCCACCGGCCACGCCGCUCAGCUUCUCGUCGUGGGCUAUCGUCGGCCUCAUCUUCAACAAAUGGAUCCACGACCGCUUCAACGGAUGGUGGUCGACCUACAACUACAUCACAGCAUCGGCUCUCGACGCUGGGCUGAUCUUGAGCACUGUCAUCAUCUUCUUCGCCAUAACAUUCCCAGGAGUCCCUGUACCGCAGUGGUGGGGUAAUGUGGCCGUGCAAAAUACUCUUGAUGCGUCAUUCACUGCUAUACUGAAGACGGUGCCAGAGAAUGGCACUUUCGGACCGGCGACGUGGUGA